Messenger RNA from Pterocles gutturalis (yellow-throated sandgrouse), 2457 nucleotides. RefSeq names its product ephrin type-B receptor 3-like. Gene Ontology annotation, molecular function: protein binding; transmembrane-ephrin receptor activity; ATP binding. Gene Ontology annotation, cellular component: neuron projection. Lineage: Eukaryota; Metazoa; Chordata; Aves; Pterocliformes; Pteroclidae. The record is from RefSeq and is a predicted model, not a curated record. Gene Ontology annotation, biological process: axon guidance; protein phosphorylation.
GUCUGCCGCCGGAGCACAGUGUCUCCUGUCCAGCGUGUGGCCCAGGAACCUUCAAGUCCAAGCAGGGGGAAGGUCCCUGCUCUCCCUGUCCUCCCAACAGCCGGACCACCUCCGGAGCAGCAACAGUCUGCACAUGCCGAAACGGCUUUUUCCGGGCAGAUACAGAUCCCGCAGACAGCGCCUGCACCAGCAUCCCCUCCGCCCCCCGCAACGUCAUCUCCAACGUCAACGAGACGUCGCUGGUGCUGGAGUGGAGCGAGCCGCAGGACACGGGCGGGCGGGAUGACCUGCUCUACAACGUCAUCUGCAAGAAGUGCAGCGUGGAGCGGCGCCUGUGCACCCGCUGCGACGACAACGUGGAGUUCGUGCCGCGCCAGCUCGGCCUCACUGAGCGUCGCAUCUACAUCAGCAACCUGAUGGCCCACACCCAGUACACCUUCGAGAUCCAGGCUGUGAACGGCAUCUCCAACAAGAGCCCCUACCCUCCUCAUUUCGCCUCUGUCAACAUCACCACCAACCAGGCAGCCCCGUCUGCCGUGCCCACGAUGCACCUGCACAGCAGCACCGGGAACAGCAUGACACUGUCGUGGACUCCCCCGGAGAGACCCAAUGGCAUCAUUCUGGACUAUGAGAUCAAGUACUCGGAGAAGCAAGGCCAGAGCGAUGGCAUCGCCAACACAGUCACCAGCCAGAAGAACUCCGUGCGGCUGGACGGGCUGAAGGCCAAUGCUCGGUACAUGGUGCUUUUUUUGGUGGCUGGAUACGGCCGCUACAGCCUCCCCACGGAAUUUCAGACAACUGCAGAAGAUGGUUCCACCAGCAAGACUUUCCAGGAGCUGCCUCUGAUUGUGGGUUCAGCCACUGCGGGGCUGCUGUUCGUCAUCGUUGUGGUGAUCAUCGCUAUCGUCUGCUUCAGGAAGCAACGCAACAGCACGGACCCCGAGUACACGGAGAAGCUGCAGCAAUACGUCACCCCUGGGGUGAAGGUCUACAUUGACCCCUUCACCUAUGAGGACCCCAACGAAGCCGUCCGGGAAUUCGCCAAAGAGAUUGACAUCUCCUGCGUCAAAAUCGAGGAGGUCAUUGGAGCAGGGGAGUUCGGCGAGGUGUGCCGCGGGCGCCUGAAGCUGCCCGGCCGCCGUGAGAUCUUCGUGGCCAUCAAGACGCUGAAGGUGGGGUACACGGAGCGGCAGCGGCGGGACUUCCUGAGCGAGGCUAGCAUCAUGGGCCAGUUCGACCACCCCAACAUCAUCCACCUGGAGGGUGUGGUGACCAAGAGCCGCCCCGUCAUGAUCAUCACGGAGUUCAUGGAGAACUGUGCGCUCGACUCCUUCCUCCGGCUGAACGACGGGCAGUUCACAGUCAUCCAGCUGGUGGGGAUGCUGCGAGGCAUUGCUGCUGGCAUGAAGUACCUUUCAGAGAUGAACUACGUGCACCGGGAUCUGGCUGCUCGCAACAUCCUGGUCAACAGCAACUUGGUCUGCAAAGUGUCUGACUUCGGGCUCUCGCGCUUUCUGGAGGAUGACCCGGCCGACCCCACCUACACCAGCUCCCUGGGGGGCAAGAUCCCGAUCAGAUGGACGGCUCCUGAGGCCAUUGCCUACCGCAAAUUCACUUCAGCCAGCGAUGUGUGGAGCUACGGCAUCGUCAUGUGGGAAGUGAUGUCCUACGGGGAGCGACCUUACUGGGACAUGUCCAACCAGGACGUGAUCAAUGCAGUGGAGCAGGAUUACCGCCUGCCACCCCCCAUGGACUGCCCCACAGCACUGCACCAGCUGAUGCUGGACUGCUGGGUGCGGGACCGCAACCUGCGGCCCAAGUUUGCACAGAUCGUCAACACGCUGGACAAGCUCAUCCGCAACGCUGCCAGCCUGAAAGUCAUCGCCAGUGUCCAGUCUGGCAUCUCCCAGCCGCUUCUGGACCGCACUGUCCCGGAUUACACCACCUUCACCACCGUGGGAGACUGGCUGGAUGCCAUCAAAAUGGGACGGUACAAGGAGAACUUCGUCAAUGCCGGCUUUGCCUCCUUUGACCUGGUGGCACAGAUGACUGCAGAAGACCUGCUGAGGAUAGGGGUGACGCUAGCAGGGCACCAGAAGAAGAUACUGAGCAGCAUUCAGGACAUGAGGCUGCAGAUGAACCAGACGCUCCCGGUGCAGGUUUGACCGCAGGGGACUCUGCAUUGGAACGGACCGAGGGAACCUGCCAACCAGGUUCAGUUUGCGGUGCAGCCCGGCUUCCCGAUUCCCCCUUCACACGGCGCUCCUCUGCCUCGGACGGUCGCCUGGGACGGGACGGGACGCCCUUCCCUGGAUCGGAGGUACUAGUGCCGAGAGGGAGCCCAGCUUUUCGUCCCGUGUCCUGGAGCGGCGAGGCAGCAACACAUCUUCAUAUUGAAGAUGGAUUAUGGGACAGAGAUGGCACAUCCCGCUUCCCGCCCUGUCUCGGUGCUCAUCA